This is a messenger RNA of Phragmites australis (common reed), 1262 nucleotides long. RefSeq lists its product as uncharacterized. NCBI's taxonomy places the organism in Eukaryota, Viridiplantae, Streptophyta, Magnoliopsida, Poales, Poaceae. Gene Ontology annotation, cellular component: nuclear exosome (RNase complex); cytoplasmic exosome (RNase complex). The coding region runs from base 153 to 872 and encodes 239 amino acids. Gene Ontology annotation, molecular function: RNA binding. The transcript is spliced from 10 exons. Gene Ontology annotation, biological process: CUT catabolic process; poly(A)-dependent snoRNA 3'-end processing; U4 snRNA 3'-end processing. The record is from RefSeq and is a predicted model, not a curated record.
UCUCGGGUCCGGCCAACAACGCUUCCAGGGCCAGGCCCAUCUUCUCCGCUAGAAACCACACGCACCGGAGCCAGAGCCGCCGCUCCGCUCCCAGGUCCCAGCGUCCUCUCCUCGACCCCAGCGUGCCCGACCGCCGUUGUCGAGUCCGAGCAAUGGAGUCGAGGAGGCCGCCUCCUUCCUCCCUCGUCAAUAAUUACGUGGUGCCCGGCGACGUCGUCCUGGACCUCUCGGAGAUGACCAACCAGACCAUAAAGCUUGGUGCCGGUCUGCGCCAGGAGCGCGACACCAUCCAGGUUACCAGUGCCGGGAAGCUGCGGCUGUCAAAGCCCAACAAGUAUUGGGUUGAGAGCUCCCAGAAGAGGUAUAUACCUUCUGUUGAAGAUACAGUUCUUGGUAUCGUGUCCGACACCAAACCGGAUAACUUUUUAGUGGACAUAAAGGGGCCUAAUUUGGCUUUUCUACCAGUUCUUGCAUUUGAAGGUGGUACCAGGAGAAACAUACCAAAGUUCGAGAUUGGUACGCUAAUAUAUGCCCGAGUGGUGAAAGCAAAUAGCAUCAUGAAUCCAGAGCUCUCGUGCAUGGAUGCUAUGGGGAAAGCUGCUGAAUUUGGUCAAUUGAAAGAUGGCUAUAUGUUCGACACAUCAACUGGCAUGUCACGGAUGUUGUUAAGUUCUCCAACAUGUCCAGUUUUGGAGGCCCUUGGGAAAAAACUAUCAUUUGAGAUUGCUGUUGGACUGAACGGUCGAGUCUGGGUGAAUGCUCCUUCACCAAGUAAUGUCAUUCUUGUAUCAAAUGCAAUUAUAAAGUCAGAAUCUUUGAGUGGCAUAAAACAAAGAGCUAUGGUGGAAAAUCUCUUAGAGAGAUUGCCAUGAUGGACAUACUCUGGCAGUAUGAAUGGAUUGUGGAGGAUUGCUUGGUUACAGACCACAGAUGAUUCUGCAAACAGAAGAACAGAAAUCGCUAUCAUCGCGACAGAGGACACUAGAUGGAUCAUGGAUGGUACACAUAAAAUAGAUAUCUGUAAGAGGCUGGUGCCUUUUGAUAUUUUAGACUGAACUGGUAGAUUAGCAAGUUUGAAGCUGAGUAUUUUGUAGUCAACACUGCAUGAUUUAUUGGCUAUUUAAGAAGAUGCUGUAAAUUGGAUAUUUCCAAAAGAUUGCUUGCUGAUAUUUUGAAUAUGCUUGAAGGUCAUAUUCAUAGCAUUCAGAAAUUAUUAAACUAUAUAAACUAAAUCAUCCGGACCACCGCGUCAAUGCAGCUGA